Messenger RNA from Gekko japonicus, 3090 nucleotides. It is a transcript of the gene REXO1, whose product is annotated as REX1, RNA exonuclease 1 homolog. Gene Ontology annotation, molecular function: exonuclease activity. NCBI's taxonomy places the organism in Eukaryota, Metazoa, Chordata, Lepidosauria, Squamata, Gekkonidae. The annotation marks the transcript as partial. The transcript is spliced from 12 exons. The record is from RefSeq and is a predicted model, not a curated record. Gene Ontology annotation, cellular component: nucleus.
AUGGCGGACGAAGGAAACAUGCCUGAGUGCGGCUAUGACCCUUACAACCCCGAACUCCCCAACCCCUCGGGCCAAAGCAGAAAUGGGAGCUUGGAGGACGUUACCGACUCGGCCCCGGGCAUUCUGGAACUGGAGCUGGUCAACCAGGCGAUCGAGGCGGUCAGAAAUGAAGUUGAGCGGGAGCAGAAGAAGUACGAGGAACUUCUGGAGACCACUAAGGAGUACGGCGCGUCCGAGCCGCUGUCACUGGUCUCCAAGACUGCCGGGCCAGCUUCCGUGACCAAAGCCAAGUCCUUCGCUUCCUUGGAAUACACCCCAAGUAGCUACAGCACGAGCAGCAGUGCCGACUACAAUCCUACCCCUCUGGCCGCGGCCGCUGCAAGCCGAUCGAGCAAGUACACCUCGGAUUCUUCCAGUGGUGCCAGAUCGAAGGGCCGCUCCCUGGAGUACGUCCCCACGGUGGUCACCCAGCCGAAGAAGUACAGCCGCUCCUUUGCGAACAGCAAGUACAUCAUCGACAACUCCAAGCCUUCAACGGACCUGGAGUACGACCCGCUUUCCAAUUACUCCGCGAGGCUUUUGAGCAAAGCCAGUGCCAAGGAGCUGAAGGGGACCAAAAGGAACAGGGCAGUCGACCGCCGGGACGCAUAUUCUCCUCCGCUCAAGAAACACUGUGACGCAGCUUCCAGCCCAGAGCCCAUUGCAAAGUUCUCCGACUCGGAAGAUGAUGGAGAUUUGGGAAGUGAAGUGGCUCCAGCCGGUGGUUCGAAACGUAAAGACAGCUCAGAUAGCAAAGGGAGCGACCAGCCGGUGGCCGAAGCGAAGGGGACCCAACAAGAGGACUUGCGCCCUCGGCAGAUGAAGGAGACGGCGGUGCAGUACGACAUGGGAGAUAUCGAAAGCACCCGGGGGACCGGCGUCGGAGAGGCUCCGGAUAAGGAUGCAAAGUCGGCCAAGCCCCUUUCCCACAGGAGCGAGAAAGAGAAAGGGAAAAACAAAGAGGUAACAAGAGACCAAGCGAAAGAGAAAAGUGCAGAGGGUAAGAAGGACGAAGGCAAAGUUGCAGAAAAGGAGAAGACUGGCACAAAGUCGCCCAGGAGAAACGGGGAGAGGAGCGAGAAGAAAUGUGACAAGCCUCACGCUGGCGGAUCUUUAAAGAAACCCGACAAGCUGAAAUCUGGGAAGGGGAUGGGCGGGAGGCAGGAGACCUCUGGGAAGAACAAGAACGAGGGCCACGGCAAAACAUCUAGCGGCGAGAAAGCCAAAAGCUCCAAGAAGGACUCCCGGCUGAGACCUGUCGAUGCCUUAGGCAAGAAAGAGGCACAGGGCGCCAAGCAGAAAGACAGCAAGGCCAAGCUGCUGGCCUCAGAGCGACUGAAGGUGAAGCCGGUGGGCUCCCGGAGUAAGGGCAACGCCAAGGGUGAGUGCCGGGCAAAGCAACGGACCCUGAGCCAUGCCGACCUCUUUGGUGAUGAGAGCGGGGACGAGGAGCCCUUGGCCCAGCCCGCACCGGUGGUUUUCCCCAACGUCAGUUCGGACUCGGAUGGAGACGACGGUGGCUCGCCCCUGCCCCGCUACAACGGGGUGCCCAGCCUGAAGCGCCCCAAGCUGUCCAAAGCCCCCCCGCCUUCCCCCUCCUCGUCCUCCUCUUCUGACGACGUCACUUACUCGGUCCUCGAGAAGGACCUGGAUUUCGAGUCCGACCCAAUGGAGGAGUGCCUCCGGAUUUUUAACGAGUCCACGGACGUGAAGACGGAAGACAAAGGCCGGCUGGGGAAACAGCCAUCCAGAGAGGAAGAGACUCACGAAAAAGUAGCGGAGGACAGUUUAACCACCCUCUUUCCUGGCCAGAAGCGGAGGAUCUCCCACGUGACCAAGCAAGGAAGCGUGGAAGUCCCGAGCAAGCCGGCGGUCCGGCCUUACCGCCUGCCCACAGCCCAAGAGGUCUGCUACCAGAGGAUCCGCCUGGCGCAGCAGCAGGCAGCGCAGCUGACCCUGCAGUCACCCGCACCACCACCCACAGCGCCCCCGAGGAGCUCCCUUGCGCUGCACAAAGGAGAAAAGAAGCGGAUUGCCCACGUGCCCAGCCGUGUGGCUCUGCCGGGGGCCACCCAAUGCGCCCCUGGAGGCCCUCAUAAAACCGUUCCACCCAGGAGCAUGGCAUCUUCCAAUGGCACCGAUGGGUUGUCCCUGAAAGCUCGAACUCUGACCGGGAUGGCCUCCAAGACGACCACCACGAAUGUCCCCAAGAGGGUAGCGCACGCCCCCUCGCUGCAGAGCGCCACCUUAAAGCGGCCGGUUAUCCCGACUGAGUUUGGUGCCAAGGUUCCCACCAACAUCCGCCAGAGGUACCUCAACCUUUUCAUCGACGAGUGCUUGAAGAUCUGCUCUUCGCAGCAGGAAGCCUUCGACAAGGCUCUUUCGGAGGAGAAGGUGGCUUACGAGCGCAGCACCAGCCGGAACAUAUACCUGAACGUGGCGGUGAACACCCUGAAGAAGCUUCGGAGCCUGCUGCCCAGCCCUUCUCAGGGCGCAAACAAGCCCAGCAACAGGAAGAUGGUGUCCCACGAAGCCAUGCUGGGAGGCAAACUGGCCACCAGGAUCAGCUUCUCGCUCAACAGAUCCACCAGCUUGCAGGCGGAGGACCUGACAGGCGCUGCCUUGUAUCGAAGGCUCAAGGAGUACGUGAUGACCGAGGAGCAGCUGAAGGAGAACGGCUACCCGAUGCCGUGUCCCGAGAAGCCUGGCCGGGCCAUCUUGUUCACGGUGGAAGAGAAGAAGACGGCCGACAGUUCCUGCAGAGUUUGUUGCCGCUGUGGGACGGAGUACAUGGUGACGCCGGCCGGGAACUGUGUCCGGAAGGAGGAGUGCGUGCACCACUGGGGGCGGCUGCGCAAGCAAAGGGUGCCUGGUGGCUGGGAGACGCACUACAGCUGCUGCUCGGGAGUGGUGGGUUCGCCAGGCUGCCAGGUGGCAAAACAACACGUCCAGGACGGCCGGAAAGAGAAUCUGGCGGGCUUUGUGAAGACCUUCGAGAAGCUGCCCAGUGCGGAGGGCUAUCCGGGCAUCUACGCCUUGGACUGUGAAAUG